CAAUCAAGGCCACGUGUUCUAAAUUACCGCGUAAUUAGACCCUGCGUACCGUUUCUGCCGGAAACUGUUGUUUAUGCAUAAACAUUACGAUUUGCAUAAGGCAUUAUUUGUGGUUGUUUUGCGAAAAUAUGAGCGAUUUUAUGAGCAAAUAGCCGAAUUCAAUAUCCGCAUUCGCUGGGAAGAUUUUUAUCGGGAAGCUGGGCGAUAUUCGAGAAAAUCCAAGACCGUUGCUCGAAUUAGGGCAGCAAGGCUAAGCGCGACACACCCUCGGUUUUAAUGAAAUGUUAAUACGGCCGCACACCCGCCAUUGAAACAAUACUCAACACGUGUGAGGAUAGAUCAACAAAAAAACAUAUUUAACAAAGGGAGGAGUUCGCGCGUGUGACAUUUCAAUGAACAGUUCUUAAACCUCUUAACAACCACCGUAUGAUCGAGCAGCUGCCGGCGCGGACACAAUUAAAACAUUUGCGUUUCCGACCUUAAGAACAUUUCAGCUUCCAGCAGAUAGUGUCGACAUCUCUCGAGCUGAGCCGAGAAAUUUCGCCGCUGGACUUCACCAAACAGGAUAACUUUAAAGAGCGGAAACGGGUCAGUGUAAAAGCCUUGAUAACGGUUUAAAAACUUCAACGAACGCGUUUAUUAUUAUUAUUUUUAUUGGAAACCGACGGUUCCUGGUUGACCCAGAAAAAAAUAUUUUCAAAGCAGCUACUGGUAGUGUAGCUGAGUUGACAAAAGAAGCGCGAUCAUGCCUAAAGCAUUUCUGGUGAAGAAGAACAAGAGGUCAUACGUCGAAGCAAGUGCAUCAGAGAAAAGAACUUUGGAGUACGAUGCGGUCCCAGCGUAUCGUGAACUAGAUAGCGUUGUGCUUUCCACAGCGUCUGCGGUUUCGGACAUUAUGCAUUCAUCGACGGCCAACUCGGAUAAAGCACCGGUGUUAACUUCGUUAAGUUCGCUGCUCACAUCGACGGGGACAGCUAACGGCAGUUUCCCAAGCAGCGCGUUCAAGCCUUUUAAAGUGGAAAAGGAGAAGGAGAAUUCGCCAGCAAAGAAGCUCAAACCUAACCCGCCACCGCUAGUCGAGAGCCGCGACAAAAACAACAGGAGUAAAGAUAACAUUGGCGGACGCGAAGCCCUUAACGAACGACACACAGAUCAUGGUGGCAAAACCGCAGUUCUCGAACAUAAGGAGUUUGCCAUCUCGGACAAGUACGACUUUCCGAAGCCCAAGGGACCGUUGCCGCAGUCCCAAUUUAUCUGCCAGCUCUGCCAGGAGGUGUACUCGGAUCCAUUUUCGCUUGCUCAGCACAAGUGUAGCGGAAUUCAGCACACUGAAUAUCGAUGCCCAGAAUGCGACAAAGUUUUCAGCUGCCCGGCAAACCUGGCAUCGCAUCGAAGAUGGCAUCGACCUCGCUCGCCGCACGAAAAAAAAGCAACCCCGACGCAAACGCCCGCUCAACGCGAACCGCAGCUCCCAAACAGUCCAAAAACCAGCGCCGAGGACAACGGCAAAAAUGGUGCUGUCACAACAGCCGUGGAGAGCGAGGCGCGAUCGAGCAGCCCGGUCGGUAACAGUCAAGGACAGUUUGUCUGCGAAGUCUGCAACAAAACGUUCAGACGGAAAGCCUACCUUAGGAAACAUAUGAACAACCACAACGACGACCGACCGUAUCCGUGUCAGUACUGUGGCAAAGUGUUCCGGAGUCUGACAAACCGCGCAAAACACGUUCUUAACCACGCGGUGGGGCCCAAGACAUUUAUUUGUAACGUUUGCGGUAAUGGAUUCGCCAAUAAGGGGAGCCUUGAUCGACAUGCGAGGAUCCAUACAGGUGAAAUUUACUCUUGUAAACACUGCUCUAGCACAUUUUACAGUUCGCCUGGUCUUACGCGUCACAUAAACAAAUGCCACCCUCCCGAAAAUCGCCAAGUUAUCGUUCUUCAGGUCCCGGUUAGACAAGGUUGAACUCGCUAUUCGAUAGCAAGGAGUAAAAAAAAAAAAAACUAUGACACUGUAGAUUUCUUGUACGAAAAUUGUAAAAUAGUAUUAUAUUUACAGAGGCAAGACAAUGCCACAAACUUGCCUUAUGAAUUUAGAAGCGUAUUGUACAAAUUUUUUUAUGUAUGAGAACGUAUAGCUGGGCGAAUUCUUUCACACACUGUAAAUUUGCGAAGAUCUAGUUUUAAGUUAUAAGUAGUUCAAAUCUGUAUAAUUUUUUAUGUCCAAUUUGCUAGUUGUUUUGUGUGUCGUGGUAGUAGGCGAGUUGUGUUUGCUCUGAGAAACACACAGCUGUCACAGAAAAGGAAAAUUUCCCACUUUCCUGAUGUUAAUAUUUCGUAGAAUUUUAGCGGAUUCUUUGAUGGAAAGCUUCUAUUCAGUAAACGGAAGAAAAUAUUCAACUGGCCUUUGUUGUUCAUUUUAAGUUUUCAAAGCAGAUUUCCGCAGUGCGACUCAUUGAGAACUCCUCAUAAACGCAAUACGCGCAGUCUAAUUUGCUAGAUAUAGUCGUGACGGACAGUAAUCACUCCCCUCAAGAAUCUCAUUGAGUCAAAGAUAAAAUCAAAGAAUGGAAUCUAAUGAAAUUGCCGGCGACUUGCGUAUCCUAGUUCCCCCUUAUUAAUCCUCUUUAGUGCGGUGUUUUCCUGACGAAGAUCGCAAGAUCGGCUGCCAACUUAGAUAGAUUUGCGCGCUCGCGCGAUUAAAAGAUAUAACAUGGCACCCGCGUAACUUCGCGCGCUCUCAUCGUGUUUUUGCGACCUUUAAGUCUUUGAUCGAAUGAGAAUUUGGCGUCUGUUAUUCUACAGCACUCGUGCAGCCUUAGGGUUUUUAUCUGUGUGGAAGACCGAAUAUUGAAUUACUAUUUCGGCGAGUUCGGGCAGUUUGAAAACAGAUGGCGUGGUCGCCAUUGUAUAAUAGAAACAUUUGUCAAAAGCGAAUCCUCGCGCAAACUUUCUUUAAUUUACUGCGAAGCAAAAAUCGUGGCUGACUCUUUGUUUGUCGAUCUGUUUCACGCUGUCGCUGUUAGGACAACCCUUCUGUUUCGGAAGGAAUUCCUUGUCAAAACCACCAGCGCUUGUUUCCAUGUCAUUGUUGCUUUCUACACAAGUAUUCAACAAUGUGCGUUGCCGGAUCAACCAUUAAAAUGAAUAUGUGAUCGAUACACAACUGCCGAGUUAGUCGUUAUUAGAAAAUUUUGCGCGCGAUCGCCACGGAAAGCUACCUUUUUUAUUUGUUUACCUAAACCAUACAUUUUUCGAAAUGAUCAGCGUUAUUUGUCGUAUCGGCAAUAAAGAUACUUACGAAACGCUUUUCGCCAAAUGCGAAAAUACGUUUGAACGAAAAUUCUAGGUUUGUUUUCGCACCCUAUGUGUGUGAUAGAAUUUACGUAUGCACGUGUUCCAAACUUUAAUUCAUUUUCGCUUCUGUUAGAAAUGAUAUUUUGUUGGGAAAAUUCAUUUUAUCUGUGGAAACAAUUUGAGACAGAAAUUUCGGUUUUUCAUCGGUUUCAAUGCAUUGGUGAAGUUGUAGACGAUUUCAACCAUAUUGGAAUUUUACUUGAUUACGAAUAUUCAUUAUCUCGCUCCAAUGUUUGCAAUUAACGUUUACAUAGUUUUUCCCCUUUUCAUCCUCGAAGAUCUUGAUUCGCCUAUAAAUUCGAAAAAAGCGAGAUUGUCGCCGAAAACGCAAAGAAUUUUUAUCGAAAUAAUAGGCAUUUUCGAGAGUAAAUGUAAAGCGACAGUUAAGCAUAGUUUACGAUUCCGAUGGUUGAAUUUUUUUCUUCAUUGUCUCGAGUGUCAACAAUGAAAGCGUUCCAACUCUCGUUGUAGUGAUCCAUUUUAAUUGCGUUUUUUCUGAGCAUUUUAAACCACCCCAGCGUCUAACGAUGGUUUAUAUCGCUUUAAGACUUUUCUUAUUUCUGGAAAAUUUCGGUUUUUUUCUACGCACUUGAUGUGCGUAAUGUUUAGGAGCGCGUAGAAUACACAAGACGAUCGGGUUUUGGUUCCCUGGCCUAAUCACAGCAAGACGCUUCAUUACUAUUCUUUUAAGUCUCAAUUCAUAUCAUGUCUUUUUCCUUGGGUUAGCGAAAUUAAAGAUGCCGAAACGCUAACGAUAAUCUGACCGUUUCGGCAUUCGCUUAUUUUAUUUUUCUCUGAGGUGAGGAAUGUUUGAUUCAUGCUGUCGAAGGGACUGUUGAUAUUACUCCGUGAUAUGUUAAUUCGCUUUAAAACUUUCGCGCGACGCUGAAUGAAGUGAAUUUGGUCAUCACUGCGAUUUUGCUUUCCUCUUCAGCUAGUCAAAAUAUUAGGAGUGAAAAUUUCUAAACUAGAAAACACAAAACUAUGAGCCAAGCGAUGGAACGGAAAAGCGAUGGCUUUAAACGAAGGUCAUUCGACACAGCAGGUGCAAGCGAAGUAUUGACUCUUUUUUCACUGUCGUCGAAGUGUCUACGAUUUUUGAGGCACAAUUUAAGAGAUUACGGGCAGUACCUCUGUUGAUGUCCGUUCCACUAUUCAUUUACAGUGGCAAAUCCUUAAUUUCUUUGCAUUUUAUUUAUUGACUACGAUCUGUUGUCGCCCUGAUGUAUGUUCUUUUAUGUUAGGUCAGCUGGAAUUCUUCCAUAAUAGAGCACUUAGAUGACAGCAGCGCUAGCCUUCAGUCCCGUAAUACGUUGAAAUGAGUUAAGCACCGCACCUUUUACUCAACGCGCUUUCUCGCUGCCAGAGUUUAAAAGCCCAACGAGCCGACACAGGCCAAUUUUGAGACAACAUCAGCGCAACGCGCCGAAGUUCACGCUCAGUUGCAAAUUGAAAAGACGUGGCUUUCUUUCAAUUCGCUUUUCGCUAGUGACGCGAGUAAAUGAGCCUGUGUUGGUACAGCUGAUUAUGGUUGCCAGGCAGUUUUUUCUUUUUUAAGAUUUCGGACACAUGCCAAUGAAUAUUGAUUUGAGACAAUACUUUUUUUCGGUCUGUGAAUAAGCGCGCAAAGAAAGGAGAAAAAAAUUUCCGUCGAUAGUGACUCGGACAGCCAAGUCCAAAAAACUGUCAUUGAGAUAAGAAAAACAAAAAUGUUUUUUGUUUUCUCAGGUAGGGAGCAAAAGAUCAUGUCUUAUUCUAGCGAAUCUGUCACAGAAGACAAAAGAGACAGAUUUUCUACCCUUCGGAUUUAAUUUAACCCACUAACAAUUAGCAAGUCAUGUCCUCUUGUUUCAAUCUCGUCAUAAAAUUGCUCUCUCGCUGUCUUUCCACAAUUCACCGCCCAGAAGCGCUCUCUGCAUCAAUGGACGCGAUAAUUGUUUUAAACUCUUUUAAUUUUUUCCCUUAGUCGCUCCAAAUGCCGUGGUGUUGUGCUUCUAAGGCUCUUAGUAAAACCAUUCACAUUGUUAUUAUCCAAGUUACCAGGGGAACGGCAGCCCACCUUUGUUCUCAAAGUCCAUGCCAUGCGGUGAAUGUUGUUAUUAAACCUUCAUUUGAAAAGCCUCCUGUUUAUUGUGGCGUUUAAUCGAGCUUUUCAGCCCAAAUAACUUGUGUUUUCCGUCUGUUUUACUUAUCACAACUAUUUCAGGCCGUCUUCUAAAAGGCUUUACCGCUUGCAAGUUUCCGAAACGAGUGUUAUUCCAUUUUGUUUAAUUUUUUUUUCUGUUAUCGCACCCUGCUUCUCUAAAUUAAUUUUUCUCCAGGGCGGAGAAAGAUCUCUUCUUCCACAAUUCAUUUCCUGGCGACUUGAAAGCUAGGAUGUAAAUAUUUCUCCUGCGAUAACUGAUAACGACCCAUUUACAUGAUUUUACUUCGAUGUCCUUGAUACUGUCUUUAAAAAAAUAUUAACGAGGUUUUAAAUUGAUUAUGAAAUUCGGUUUUUGUCUUGUAUCGCUUUCUUAUUACUGAUCAUUGGACCCAGCGCAAUACUUAUUCCCAAACCGAUAGCUUGACAUAAAAAAGUUGGAAAAAGUUGUUUUUCUGUCAGUGGCGUUGUUCUUUGUUCGGUGUAAAUUAUUCAACAUGCGUUUUUCUAUUGUCAUUCGAUCAUCGAAUCGAAUUCUCCGAAGUAAUCUGCAAUUGCUCGGUUACAGUGGCGCUAUUUGCUCGGAAGCAAAUACAAACUUCGACAGAGCCAUCACAACACCACGCUAUUCUGUUGUAUAAUCUUUCAGAGCGCAUUGCGUAUUGACUUAGUAAUUUGUCUUUGGCACAAAAAUAGUUUUGAUUUUUCGCCUGGACGCUUUAAGCUACCCCUAUUGACGUCCCACCAUAUUUUGCGCUAUUAAAUGUUUGCAUGGUAACCCAUCAUGUGUUUGCCAUAAUGUUUCCCAUUUCAAAUUAGCGCUGAGUAAUGUGCUGUUUGCUGGCGGCCCGUGUUCAACCAUUUGUUACAACACAUACGUCUGCUGGGUUGAUUAAUGAAAUUGCGCGCAAGGCGUUGCCAAGAGAUCGAUCGCUUUUCGGCCAAAUAAACGAGUUUCUUUGAAAGAAAGAUUAUCAAUCGCCUCUAAUUGCUCGUUUUUAAUGGCCUGGUAAGAUGGUCUAGCACAAUUUAGCCUCAGCCUACGACACUUGCUUGUUUCCUCGUCUUUGUUCUCUAAAUGAUGCCCCGCAGAGGGGAACCAUAGUAUCUCGCCCUUUUCAAGAGUAGAAUGUAGUCUGUUCGCGAACGCACGUUUUUCGCGCCAGCUCGUACUUGCUAUAAAGUAGUACGCUAUGGAGGCGCUACUGGGGGAGAAUGUUUAUACAGGAAUUGCUAAUACAAGGUUGAUUUUAGCGCUUUCAAGCAUGCCGCGGAUACUUGCAUCAGCAAAUUGAUCAAUGAUGGUUUGAACUCAAUCUACAAACAGGUGCACCAUUUAGCGACUUUUCCCAUGAUCUUCUCCCUGUCACUUGUGAUCAUUAUGCACGUAAUUUCACAGAGGUAACUGAAUUCAAAUUGUCAAAAGACGACCAUUUGCCUGGAAUAAAGUCGUUAGUAAUUAUAUUACUGGAGGAAAUUUCAAAGAAAAGCUCACUUAACGUUACAACACGUUUUGGUUCCCGAUGCGUACAAAUAAUCAUAUUUUCGAUAAAUUUACAUUGCGUGGUGUUUAUUUCCCCAUGUUGCGCGAAAAUAUUGUUCAUGGCAAACAAAAGGUCUUGUCUUUAAUGGCAUUUCUUUUCAAAGGAGAUUUCCCUUUAAACCGCUUCCCCUGAGUUCCAAAUAUCUUUUAAUAGCGUAAUUUGACAAUACAUAGCAAGAAUUGCCGCUAGUUCGGAGGAAAAAUUUGAAAAUCUACCAUCGACAACGAGAGAAUCCAUACUUGAAAUAUGAACAGUAAGACUGAGACCGUAUGCGCCCUUUGUCACUGCAAGAUUUCACCAAUUAACAUUUUCUUCUCGAUAAAAGAUUCAUGCAAUUGUCAAAAUUUCUAGCUAUUUCUGUCGUUCAGCUGCAGGUUUUGACUCAUCAGUGUUGUCUACGGAUAUGCAGAUGUUCAAAAAAAAUCGACAGUCUUUUAACAGUUGAAAAUAAACGAAUAUCAACAUUCGUUCUUUGAGCGUAUUCGCGAAACAUCUUUGUAUAUUUGCUCUUCGCAAGAAGAGUCUCGUCUCGCUUUGUCUUGCAAAUUUCUUUGGAUGGGUUAUCAAAGGAACUCGAGUACUGUUUGCUAGAUUGGUCUUUAUACUCGCUGUCGGCAUUCAAGUCAACGACAAGCUUUUUCCGUCCGCCCUCUUAAGCGAUAAUUACUUCAGCAUUCUUGUGAAGCUUUUAUCUUGCGGUUGAAUCAAUAAAAAAACAACUCGACGAGGAAAUCCGUCCGAACAACUUUUCAACUCUUUGAAUAUUUGAAGAAUUUUCAAACGGAUCCAAUAAAUAUCGCGAAAGCUGAGCAACGCAAUUUCUUAUGGAAAUAAAUUCAACAAGAAAUGCGCACCUUUUGACAUCUUCAAGUACUGAAGCAUUUCGCUCUAAAGUACGAAUUGCGGCCAUUUUAGGAACUUUUUCUUUUAUGGAAUCAUACGUUUGUACCUUAAUAUUUCCAGUAAAUGUUCGGUAAGCGCUUUCCAAAAUUUCGUAGCUAAUAUUAAAAGCUGUUAUGUCGGCGGGUAUUUUUCGGCCUUGGAAAUUAAUUUUCGUAUUUUAUGUAUAUGGAUGUUUAGUGGCAUAUUUCCUGAUGUUAUUACUCAAUGUGUGCGUCGGUAUAUGCUUGCUGGUCUGGUAAACAAACAUGAAAAGUUUAUUAUUUUCAGGUUUUAGUGUAUUCAACGAAUGUUGUGUUUUCCUUACGGCGGCUUUGAAUCACUUGAAUCAAUGGUGGAGUUCUAAUAAGAUCAUAUGUAUUAAUGUUGUUAAUGUUGUUAUCGGUUUCCAAACACUGAGCGCUUUGGAUGGUUUGUAAUUUUGUUUUAACUUUUACGACGUGAGUGUGAUUAUGUUGGUUUUUUUUGUGCAAUUAAGCGAAGUCCGGUUACGUUUUAGUGCGCGUUCGGAGCCGUUUCACUCGAGCGCAGCGGUUUGGAAAGAGCGGCGAGUUCUUAAUACGUACAUUACCAUAUUUAUUUGAUUCUUUACAAGUUAAUGUUAUCGGCACUUCGAUAUCAAAGCAAAGGACUCGCCUCAGGGCGCUACAGAAUGGCGUCAAAAUAUCGAUGCUCUUAAAAUAAUUGCGUUAUGAUA
Molecule: messenger RNA, 8635 nt
Organism: Orbicella faveolata
Lineage: Eukaryota; Metazoa; Cnidaria; Anthozoa; Scleractinia; Merulinidae
Source: RefSeq, a predicted model, not a curated record